Scutellospora calospora is the source of this 312-nucleotide messenger RNA. The record is from the annotation of a GenBank genome assembly. Lineage: Eukaryota; Fungi; Glomeromycota; Glomeromycetes; Diversisporales; Gigasporaceae.
GAUAAAGUUUUGGAUAGGGAUAAAAGUCACUCAUCAAGGGAUAGUGAUAAAAUGAAAAAACAACAAACUUCUGACCUUAAUAGUACUCUUGAGCGUACACCCUCAUUGUCUGCAAAUAUUUCUUCCUCACAACCAAUCAAUGAAGAACCUAGACGAAAAUUCGUUUACUCGUUUACUCGUGCAUUAGAUAAAGACGAAAAUUUGUCUACUCAUGCAUUAGAUAAAGAUAAGUUCCGUGGUGAGUUUACUACGGCUGUAGUUGCAUAUUCCGAACGAUUCAAAAGUGAAAUUGAUGAACGUAUUUCUACUUGA